CUCGAGUUUUACGAAACUCCUCACACUUCCUUCCAAAUAUUUCACUCCUAUCUCACCUUUGACCUCUGACCGACGCGUCAUGACGUCAUAGUUGAGCGUCGCGACCUUAAAAAAUUAGCUCACACAUUUCCAAAAAAAAAAAAAAAAAAAAGCAGCAAGCAGUCGCAGGUUUCCCGGUCAGAAAAAAACGAAGGAAACAAAGGCAUCAUACGAAAUACAGCUAGAGUUGUCUGGAUUGCUUAAUCUGGUGAGUUUGCGACAACAGGCGGACACAGUUAGAGCAGGGAAGACGGAAAGCGAGCAGAGUGUAUGCGGGAAGGUACGAGGUCCUGAGAACCCCAUCAAGAUGGAAGAACAGCAUAUUCACUGUUUGAAUUGUGUGAGCAGACGCUGCAUGGCAAGGCCAGAGACAGGGGUCUCCUGUGAGCUAAUUGGCUGCCCCUUGGUGUGUGGAGCUAUUUUUCAUUCCUGCAAAAUAGAUGAACAUCGACUUUUGUGCCCACUAGAGAGAGUGCCUUGUUUGAAUAGUGACUUUGGGUGUCCUUUUUUAAUUGCUCGUAACAAACUUGCUGAACACCUUUCACUCUGUCCAGCCAGUGUAGUGUGUUGUACAAUGGAAUGGAACCGAUGGCCAGUGAGUUAUGCAGACCAGAAAUCUUACGAAAACUUGAGUAAGGAAGUUGAUGAAGUUGAACAACUUGACAUGGCUUUAGCACUGCAGGAUCAGCGCAUGUUACUUGAAUCUCUUAAAGUUGCAACCAUGGUGUCCAAAACCGCAGAGAAGCAAUCUGGAAUUACAGAAAAAACAACUGUAACAACAAGUAUACCAGAAGAAAAAUCUUCCAAUGGAUUAAUUGCUAUGGAUGAAGAAUCAUAUAAUGAACUUUACCUUGCAACAGUUGAGACUACUAGAAGCUUAGCAGCAGCUCUGGAUAUCUUGAGCAAUGCAACCAAGGACAUGGACCUCAUAAACGGUACUUUUUCAGGUGAUCAUUCUGAAAGGAAUGGACAGGUCCUAGUUAGUGAGAUGAAGGAUUUAAAUGUGCAGAUUGUUGAAAUGAAAGACUCUGUUGAUGAUAAUGAAGCUGAGCUUGGAGCCGUUGGAGGAGAAGAACAUAAAAUUGUAAUGGAAAGCUUGAAUGAAAAGUUUUCCUGGUCGGAACAUAAUGGAUUUGUCAACAUUUUGGGGGAUUUAGAUGAAGAGCAAAUAGUUAAUUCAGUGGACAUGGUAAAUGACAAAGUUUCAUUUUGUAAUGGUUUUCACAAUGUAGGUAGACAGCAAGAUUCUGAUCAUGAUGAAAUGGAUUUGGAUACUACAAUUGGAAGAAAUGCUGAGAUGAAAGGAUCUUGGGAAUUGCAAGAACCAGACAAGCAAAUAAUGCCUUUGUAUUCCAUACCAUUGGAUCUGCAGCAAAUCUCAGAAUCUCAUGUAUCACCGGUUUCUGAAGGGCAGCAGAAUUUUGGUGUUCUGCAUCAUUCUUCUGAUUUUAGUGAUCGUAGAAUAGAUCGCAAACUGCACAGUCUUCAGGUGUUAAGAAGUUUGGGCGUUUUUAAUGGUCACAGAUUAUUACUUGCUGAUCCUUUUUCUUUUCGUGCUAAAAUGGAAGACAAAGCUGUGGACACAUCUGAUUUGGAGGUUGCAGAGGACCCUAUGGGUCUUCAUGGGAUCGAUCUUAUCACUGCUGCCUUAUUAUUUUGCCUGGGUGACUCUCCUGGAGGACGAGGGAUUUCUGACAGCCGAUUUGUAGAUGGGUAUCGAAUUGAUUUUGGAACACAGACCUUCUCGUUUCCUUCAGCAAUUUUAGCUACAAACACUAUGGUUGGUGAAAUAGCAUCAGCUUCAGCCUGUGAUCAUGCAAAUCCUCAAUUAUCAAACCCAAGCCCUUUCCAGACAUUACGGCUGGACCUUGUUCUGGAAUGUGUGGCUCGCUACCAAACAAAACAACGCUCCAUGUUUACCUUUGUUUGUGGGCAGUUAUUUAGGAGAGAUGAGUUUUCAUCUCAUUUUAAAAAUGUACAUGGUGAUAUACAUGCUGGCUUGAAUGGCUGGAUGGAACAUAGGUGUCCACUUGCUUACUAUGGAUGCACCUAUUCACAAAGGAGGUUUUGCCCUUCUGUUCAGGGUUCAAAAGUUAUCCAUGAUCGGCACUUAAGAUCAUUUGGGGUUCAGCCCCGGGUUUUUAAACCAUUGACUGAAUCUAUUUAUAUUAAUUUUCAAUUUGGAUCUCGGUACGAUUAUCUUAGCACACUACCUUUUGAAGUUUUACAACACAUUGCUGGGUUUCUUGAUGGCUUUAGCUUAUGCCAGCUGUCAAGAGUGUCCCGAUUGAUGAGAGAUGUCUGUGCCAGUUUGCUCCAGGUUCGUGGAAUGGUGAUUCUUUUGUGGGAAAAACGUCAGUAUUCAAACUCCACCUCAUCUUGGCAGAUAAAAAAUAAGGUGUGGAAAUUCAGUACUGCUUUUGGCACUGUGAAUGAGUGGAAAUUUGCCAAUAUUGCCAAUAUGGCAGAUCAUCUGAAAAAGUGCAAGUUUAACACUGUGGAGAAGAGGGAAGAGGCAAUUCCCUUGCCAUGUAUGUGUGUAACAAGAGAACUCACAAAAGAGGGGCGUUCACUACGCUCUGUUCUAAAGCCAGUCCUCUAGAACUGUAGGCUUUUUUAAUUGUACCAACUUGAAAGAAACUGAAGCACUCAAAACCACUCUGACACUUUACCAAUGUAUUGCGGAUAUCUUCUGUAUGUCAGAUCUGAUUUGUCACUGUGUACAUAAAAUGUUUAGAUGUUGAAUUUAUUUUUUAUAUAAAAAUUAUAAUAUUGUGCUGCAUCGAAGUUAAUAACCGGCGCCUUAAUUGAUAUGUAAUGACCCUGAACUUGCUGGACAUGGUAAGUUGUUGUUGUUUAUUAUUAUUAUUUAUACAUCAGUUUAUUUUCUCAGCGGGAUUAUGAUGUGUAUGAGAAAUUGGUUUUCUUGCAUGGUUCAUUCAGAAAUUUGUGCCCUCUUAAGAGGGUAACCUAAACCAAAAAAACCAUGAAUACCACAGCUAAAUUUAACAUUUACUUUUGGGUCCUAACUAAAACAACAGUCAGCAAAGAGAUCCCCAAGAAGGUAUAAAUUGCAUGUUGCUUUUUUUUUUUCUUCCCUCCAAUCAACAAGUCAAGUUUCAUACCAAAUUUGUUUUUAUGUGAAAUUUUGCCAUCAAAACGUAUUUACUGGUAUACGGCUUGUGACAGUAAUCAUUUUUGUGCACCAGAACAAUGCAUGCUUUCCCUUUGUUUGAACUUGUUUUGCAAUAUCUUCACCUUGUAAAGAAAUUUAAAUACUUUUUAGACUGUGCACAAACAAUUUUAUUUAGAUACAGUAUAUUUUAAGACACAAUGCUAGUGCAUUAGGCAGUGUCAUCUUUAGCACUUUAUUUUUGAUUCAGAAUAUUUGUGUCAGGAUAUUUCUGCAUUUCUAAUAUUUAUCACACUAAGGGGAGCAACAUUUUUAUUCCUAAUGUUUUACAUAUUUGUCACUCAUUUCUAAAUGAUUAUGUUUACAGAAAUUAAAGAAGAAUUAGUAUAUGCUUACAAACUUGUCUGACUUGUAGAAUCUGCGAGUUUUACUUGUGUUGCUUUGGUUCUUGCAUCUCUACAGAGAUAGCAAGAUGACAGAGCAACCACCUGUAAGAUUAAAGUUUUCAUUGAAAAAGGUUUCUCCCCUAUGCACAGAAUGUUUGCAAUAAUAUUGAAGAAAGGGCUUUUACAGUGUUUCACAUUGUUGUUGUGUAUGGACUGUGUGUUUUGUAGUUUACAAUUAUGAGACCUACGAACAAGACUGUGCUGUUUCAGAAAGCUUCCUUAUUUUGAGCACUGUAAACAAAAAAAAGACAGUCCUAUAUCAUCACACUUUUUAUUUAUUAAAAAUAAUAUCAUAAAUGAGAAAGUGAUUAUAAGUAGACAAGCUGUUUUAUAAUGAACAAUAUAUGUGGCCGACUCAUUGUGUUAUUGAGGACUAACAAGUCCCUGUUUGAGUUGUCAUUAGAAUAUACUUUUAAUAAAUAUUCUUUAAUGAAAACAGCCUACCAGGUAAGGACCGUUUACAAAAGUUCCACUCAUCUGUCUUAACUAAUUCUGUGCAAUACAACAAUGUAAUAUUUACUAUAUAUUCUUUUCUGCAUGGAUUUCUUUAUAUUGAUAUAUUAGUAGCAUUGUAAUUGAUUAAAAUACAACACAUGACUGCUUGCACAUUAAUGAGUUGCACCAUUGAAGCCAAAUCAGUGGGUGAAAAGACGCUCAUAUUGGUAUGCAUCCAUCCAUGAGAAAUGGUCUCUAGAGUCUGGAUGACAUACUUGUACUUUUCUGGUUUAAAGAUGAAAAUCCAAAGAGAUAAAAGUAAUGUCUGGUGGUUACUUUUUUCAGUGCAAAAAUAUGUGAACACACUUCCAUAAUAAACCUUAAAUAUAUAUUAUCCUUAGAAAUAAUGGUCACUUAUUACACCAGCAGACAUACAUCAUAAUCCUGGCCAUAAAAGCAUGUGUAAAAUGAAUAACACCAUGUUUUUUUUCCAUAAAAGGAAUAAGAUGUGUGGAUUUUUUAUAUACAGUGUAUGGUUAAUGAACUCUAAAGAAACACAAAUUACACAUACUGUAUUUUUGCUGCUCAUACUAAUCUUGAUAGUUAAUUGUUAACAGUGAGAAUUUUUCUUUCAUAUUCUGUUAAAUAUCUUGUGAAUCCUUUUUCAAUUUAUAGAGUGUAUGAAUUAAUGCUUGAUUGUAUCAAUAUAUUGAGAGUGUAAAACUAGCUUCCUGGAGAGAUGUUUCAGUCAAUUUUAAACCUCUAGUUUAUGGUGCUUUUCAUAGUAGAUCCAGGUACUAGUAACCAAUAAUGCAGCACAAUUCUUGUUUAAGUGUUAGCUUUACUAAAACUGCAUAAUUCUGGCUAAUGGGAACUAUGUUAUAUCCCAUUCUUCUACACAUAUA
Molecule: messenger RNA, 4958 nt
Organism: Polypterus senegalus (gray bichir)
Lineage: Eukaryota; Metazoa; Chordata; Cladistia; Polypteriformes; Polypteridae
Gene: fbxo30a
Product: F-box protein 30a
Exons: 3
Coding region: 347-2641 (764 amino acids)
Molecular function (GO): protein binding; zinc ion binding; ubiquitin protein ligase activity
Source: RefSeq, a predicted model, not a curated record